GAGGUGAUUUUAGAGGUGAGUGUUUAUAGUGGUAACAGCGCCGCUAGCCGGUAGUUCGGUAUCACCGCUUCCCUUCCGCAGUUUCUCCUCAGUACACGAUGGCCGCCGCCUUGAGGGGAAGCCUUGUAUCAUUGGCCAAGGGCCUGAGUGGUGCCAGGUUACAGCCGCUCUGUGUCCGCUCGCUGAGCCUGACCUCCAGUCGUAAUGCCUUGGAAUCUCCUCCAGCGCGAGCUGACAGCACCUUCAAGGUCACCAUGGUACCAGGUGAUGGGGUUGGACCUGAGCUCAUGACUGCUGUCAAAGAGGUUUUUAAGGCUGGUGAUGUUCCUGUGGAGUUUGAGGAAUUUCAUCUGAGCGAGGUGCAAAACAUGGCCAGUGAGGAGAAACUGAAUGAGGUCCUUGGCUCCAUGAAAAACAACAGGGUUGCCAUUAAGGGAAAGAUCCAUACUCCAAUGGAGUACAAGGGAGAACUGGCAUCCUAUGAGAUGAGGCUGAGGAGAAAACUGGACCUUUUUGCCAACGUGGUGCAUGUGAACAGCCUGCCUGGUUACAGCACACGCCACAAUAAUCUGGACUUGGUCAUUAUUCGUGAACAGACGGAGGGGGAAUACAGUUCACUGGAGCAUGAGAGUGUGGCAGGAGUAGUGGAGUGCCUGAAGAUCAUUACCAGGGAAAAAUCCCGCCGCAUCGCCAAGUUUGCCUUCGACUACGCCACCAAAAAGGGCCGCAGCAAAGUUACAGCCGUACACAAAGCCAACAUCAUGAAACUGGGCGAUGGACUUUUUCUGCAGAGCUGUGCAGAGGUUGCUGAACUUUAUCCCAAAAUCAAAUACGAGAACAUCAUCAUUGAUAACUGCUGUAUGCAGCUGGUCCAGAACCCGUACCAGUUUGACGUUCUGGUGAUGCCCAACCUUUAUGGCAACAUCAUCGAUAAUCUAGCAGCUGGUCUGGUUGGUGGAGCCGGUGUGGUACCUGGAGAGAGCUACAGUGCGGAAUAUGCUGUGUUUGAGACGGGGGCCAGGCAUCCAUUUGCUCAGGCUGUAGGAAGAAACAUCGCUAAUCCCACCGCUAUGCUUCUUAGUGCUGCGAACAUGCUUCGCCAUCUCAAUCUGGAGUAUCAUUCCAACAUGGUGUCUGAAGCAGUGAAGAGAGUCAUAAAACAGGGCAAGGUGCGGACGCGAGACCUUGGUGGUUACAGCACUACUGGUGACUUUGUCCGUGCUGUUGUGGCCAAUUUGCGUCAUCGGCCUGUUUACUGAGGAUCCCCUGUGUGACACCCAUCUCAUCCCUCCCCAUCUCUGUGCUUUGCCCAGGCACCGCCCUCUCUUUCUUUUCUUUUUCCCAAACAGGCUGUUUACUUUAGCCUUUUCCGAUCGGGGCUGAAUUCACAAACGCAAAAAACGAAAGCAAAUCUAAGUGUAUUUGUUUACACUGCUUUGCUGCCCAUGCUGUCUCAAACAUUAGUGGUCAUGUUUGGCUUUACAUUUUUUCAGUAGGAUUCACAGCUUCGGUAAAGUUUAUAACUCCAAUACACAUCAAACGCCAGUAGCACUGCAGUUUCUGUUAUGCUAGCCUCUUUUCACUGUAUUAUUAUCUUUCUGUAAUUUUACUGUAGGUGAGUUAUUCAGCCUGCUAACUGCCAAAUAAGCUCCUCAUCUUUGGAGCUUCACUCACAUUGCCUUGGCCUAAACCUCUUAACACUAAAUCUCAGUGUGUAUCACUGUACUCUGACAUGUUAGCGUGCUAAUCUCUAGAAUAUCUUGUCAGAUUAUUAGAGCUGGAUGCAGUUAAGGUAUGCUAUGUUCUAUUUUUCUUAUAUUUUGGAGCUGGGAAUGGCUUCCCACUUAAGUUGACUGUAUUCCAAUUAAACAUUCUGAUAAAUCACUUUAGCAUACUGAUUUAGUGAACAAAAAAAAGAUGAAAGUGAUAGACAGUAUACUAGUACUGAUUUUACUACUGCUGAUGUUUAACACAUGAGCCAGUUGGAUUUUGAAUUUGGGCUUGGUAAGGCUUUCCUGAUUUUAUGAUUUGUGGGGCCUUUCAGUUCAAAUUACUUGGAACUUGGAGGUUCCAGCAUCCCAAUUUAAAUAAUUUGCAGCAUUAUAUCAUGCCACUGUCCCAGCCAUUAUAAAAAGUAGUUUUAUAUUACAAUGUUUGAUGCUCUACCAUGGCAAGCAUAUGACAUGACAAAAUUAUAUUUCAUACAUCUAUUUCACAUGCCCAACUCUCAAGGCAACACAAACCGCUAACCGCUAACGUCAGCUUUGCCAUUAAAGUUGUUUUUGAAACAUGUUUAGACAACAGCAAAUGGCUCUCCUAGAAAUCUUUGUCUUAAAGUCUUAUAUUUGUGUUCUGUGAAUCCAGCUCCUCUUUUUAUUUAGCUUUUUCCUAAUUUUUCUUUUGUUUGCUUCUUCGAGUCACUUUCCCUCACUCUGGCCUUUGCUCUGCGCACAGAUUUCUUCUAGUUUCUGUCUUGAUCUUCUGGCUUCCAUCUAUUGCUCUCUGCAGUGCUCUUUCUAUUCUACUCUGUUCCUUGGCUUAUACCUCUACAAAAAAAAAAUCACUUUAUAACUAUUUAAAAGGCCCUGUGCCAUCUGGCCCUGUGUGGCUGGGUUUUUUCUUAAAAACUGGUCUCUGAUAUCAUACUUCUGCUGCUGCUGGUGAUUGUCUUCCACUGUUAUGACCGAAGGUUUAAGGACACCUGCUCAUCCGACAGUUCUUUUGACCCAUUCACGCCGUCCAUCAUCUCUGCUUUGCUUGUUUUUUCUUUACUUGAUGUUGAAGAAGAUUUCAUUGCAUUUCUCCCCACGCAAACAUCAGUGAAGUCAGAUACUUACAUUGGAUGAUGAGUUCUGUCACUCCAGCUUAUCUUGAAGAUAUUGAAGGGAGCAUCAUCUGCAUCACUUCGGACAGCACAGCUCCACAGCUUUUCAGCCUAAUGCUGGAGGCUCUGCAUUUUUUAUCUUCCACUCUUUGGCUAAAUGUUGGACACCUACUCACCCCCCAAAAAACAUCAGAUGUUGGAUUUGAUUGCAUUCAUCCCCACAAACCACAAGUUCUGAUGUUUGAUGAUCAAUUCUGCAACUCUUCCCAAAACUCCAUCUGUAUCACUCUUCUGUUAUCUCUCAUCUUAAGAUUGUGCAGUUUCCACUAGCAGUAUUUAGAGAUGUCACUGUCUGAUUACCUGAGAAGACAGUGUUUCUGGACCCAUUUGUGAUUGGAUCCCCUGGCCUAGUGAUUAGGCCAAGCCUGCAGGUCCUCCACAUUUCACUUAUCUGAUUCACCUCAAAGAACACAAAUGGCUUGGUCAUCAAAAACUAAAAUGAGUCCGCCUAUAAACCGUUAAAGACUUUUAUUAUCAGUGACUGUGAUAAAUGUACAUUUGAUUUUUGACUUGUUUUUCAUUAUGUUCAGUUUGUUUUCAGUGGUUCUUGGAUUGUGCACUGUAAAUUAAUUCAGUCUAUAACUGACCUGAUUUUUCCUAACAGCCAUGAUGUCAGACCAGAUAAUAAAUAUUAAAUGAAA
Astyanax mexicanus (Mexican tetra) is the source of this 3525-nucleotide messenger RNA. RefSeq names its product isocitrate dehydrogenase (NAD(+)) 3 non-catalytic subunit beta (gene idh3b). The transcript is spliced from 11 exons. The record is from RefSeq and is a predicted model, not a curated record. Bases 99 to 1259 code for a protein of 386 amino acids. Gene Ontology annotation, biological process: tricarboxylic acid cycle; isocitrate metabolic process. Gene Ontology annotation, cellular component: mitochondrion. NCBI's taxonomy places the organism in Eukaryota, Metazoa, Chordata, Actinopteri, Characiformes, Acestrorhamphidae. Gene Ontology annotation, molecular function: oxidoreductase activity, acting on the CH-OH group of donors, NAD or NADP as acceptor; NAD binding; magnesium ion binding.